ACUACCAAACAGAACAGCUGCCAAUUUAAUCAAAAUCCUUCUUCUAAUAUUGCAUCAUAACACAUUGUGAGGUUUAUGUCUCUUUAAGGUUCCUUUCACUACUCGCUGUCUUCCCCUCCUCAACUACACCCCAUCAAAUAUACUGCUCUCUACAAAGACUUCACCCAAAUAAAAAAAUCAGACGAAUUUCUCUCUCCUAACCACCUUUGACUUCUCUCUCUCUCUCUCUCUCUCUCUCUCUAUCUCUCUAGGAGUUGCCGCCUGCAGUUUCUUUGUUGAAGAACCCCAAUUGGGUUCUCCUUUUUCAAGUCUAUCUUUCUAAUUUCUCUCUCUACUGGAAAGAAUUGGGUGGUAAGUAUGAAGGUUUGUGAAGAAUUAUUGCUCACCAUUGAAGUUUAGAAGAAGUGGUCAAAGUCAAGAGAAAAAGGGAAAUAAAUUAUUGUUACCAAAAAGCUUUGAGAAUUAGGCAGUAUGGAUCAGAGUAUUAAUGUGUGGGAUACCAGCUCAUACGAAUUUAAACAAUACCAUCAAUUUUCUUCUUCAAAGUAAUGGAGAGGGAGAGCCAUGAGUCCAAAUCCAGUAGGUUCCGCAAGUACUGGUUCACUCCUGCAAAACACCAGAGAGCUGACCCAUGUUGUCCCAACAAUGAAAUUUCAGAUGGAGAUGAUUAUGAAAGAGAAACCUUUCUGAAGGAUGUCCUCUCUCAGUCGGUCGAUAUGGGUCCAUGCAAAUUAAGCAAUGAAUUAAGAAUCUUUGUGGGUACUUGGAAUGUAGCCGGAAGAUCACCGGUCGGAAGCUUAGCCGUCGAUUUAGACGAUUGGCUCAACCUCAAAGAUGCAGCAGAUAUAUAUGUUCUCGGAUUUCAAGAGAUUGUACCAUUGAAAACAAGGACAGUGGUCGGAGCAGAGGACAAAUCCAAAGCAACGAACUGGAAUUUACUGAUCGGAAAAAUUCUAAACGACAAAUACGGAUGUCCAUGGCUGACGCCAAUGAUGAUGAACACAGGCACCGGCGACGAGGACUACACAAGAAACCCCAAAAAACCGAUAAGUUUCGCCGGAGAUCAAACGCCGAUCAAAUUCCCAGCGAGAAUUCCGGCGAACCAGCUUUUCGGCGGGAGCAGAUAUGUUUUGUUGGCAAGCAAGAAGAUGGUGGGAGUGUUUACAAGCGUAUGGAUAAGGAGAGAUUUGCUGAGGAAAUAUUACAUUUCGAAUGUUAAAGUUUGUUCAGUGGCCUGUGGAAUAAUGGGUUAUUUGGGUAAUAAAGGGUCAGUUUCAGUGAGUAUGUCAAUUGAAGGGACAAGUUUUUGCUUUGUGGCGGCACAUUUGGCUUCCGGAGAGAAAAGGGGGGACGAGCGGCGGAGGAACCACCAGGUGUCCGAGAUAUUCCGGCGGACUUUUUUUGCCAGAACGCCUAAAGAUGAUGAGUAUCCAAAUCCAAAUCCUCCUCUCACCAUCUUAGGACAUGAUCAAAUAUUUUGGUUUGGGGAUCUGAACUAUAGGCUGUAUUUAGAGGACAAUUUUGCGAGGCAACUGAUAAAGAAGCAAGACUGGAAAGCAUUGCAAGGGUUUGAUCAGCUACGGAAAGAACAAGAAGCUGGUGGAGUGUUUCAGGGCUGGAGAGAAGGAAACAUAGAGUUUGCACCUACUUACAAGUAUUCUUCAUCUAAUUGCAAUCGCUAUUCAGGUGGUCCUCUAAGAAGAACAGGAGAGAAGCAAAGAACUCCAGCAUGGUGUGACAGAAUUCUAUGGUAUGGAAAAGGAGUGAAGCAACUCUCCUAUUUCAGAAGUGAGAGUAAGUUUUCUGAUCACAGGCCAGUCUCUGCCCAAUUUUUAGCACAGAUUGAGCUGCUGGAAUCUACAAAUCCAAGAGUUAUUGCCCUCAGCAAGUUUCUUCCCUCCAUACCGCUUUCCAAACAGACGAUGAGAAACUAAGGAGGCUUGUAGUUCUGAUCUUCAAAACUAACCUUGAUGAUGCAGAAGGGGGAAACUACUGUAG
Molecule: messenger RNA, 1998 nt
Organism: Cucurbita maxima (winter squash)
Lineage: Eukaryota; Viridiplantae; Streptophyta; Magnoliopsida; Cucurbitales; Cucurbitaceae
Product: type IV inositol polyphosphate 5-phosphatase 7-like
Exons: 7
Coding region: 549-1934 (461 amino acids)
Biological process (GO): phosphatidylinositol dephosphorylation
Molecular function (GO): phosphatidylinositol-4,5-bisphosphate 5-phosphatase activity; inositol-polyphosphate 5-phosphatase activity; phosphatidylinositol-3,4,5-trisphosphate 5-phosphatase activity
Source: RefSeq, a predicted model, not a curated record